Cygnus atratus (black swan) is the source of this 4466-nucleotide messenger RNA. RefSeq names its product TNF receptor superfamily member 4 (gene TNFRSF4). Gene Ontology annotation, molecular function: protein binding; tumor necrosis factor receptor activity. The record is from RefSeq and is a predicted model, not a curated record. The coding region runs from base 163 to 873 and encodes 236 amino acids. The transcript is spliced from 8 exons. Lineage: Eukaryota; Metazoa; Chordata; Aves; Anseriformes; Anatidae. Gene Ontology annotation, biological process: inflammatory response.
UUCUCCCUACGAGAACAAGGACCACCUAGUUCUCCUGACAUCCAAACCGCGUAUGUGACACCGCUGAGAGUUGUUUUUACCUGUUGCUUGGGGUUGCAGUGCAAAGAACAUCAAUAUCCCUUUGGUGAAAAAUGCUGCAAGUACUGUGCUCCUGGUGAAAGAAUGAGAAGUCGUUGCACAGCAACAACAGACACGGUCUGUGCCCCUUGUCAAAACGAAUACUUCAGUACUGAGUACAACCACAACUUCUGCAAGAGCUGUACCAUCUGCAAAACGACAAAGGGGAGCGUGGAAGUGAAGAAGUGUGAGAAGACUUCUGACAGAGUUUGCAGGUGUAUAGCUGGUUACAUGCCAGAUGCCAGAUAUCCCCUGGGGAGUGUAUGCUUACCAUGUCCUGAAGGGUUUUAUUCCACAGGGGGAAAUGGAAACUGUCGACGUUGGACCAACUGCAGCACUGUUGGGAAAACAACUCUUCGAGCAGGAACAAAAACAGAUGAUGCUGUUUGCAGCAGCCAUGUGACACAGCCAACUCCUCAGAGUGCAACACCUGCUUUGGAUCUUUCUACUGCCAACCACAGGAAUAAUACAUCACCUACAGUGCUCUCACCUUCCAAAUCCAGUGUGAUCCCUUCCGUUAUUUGCUCGGAUGCGAACAGCCCCACAGAGACUAACUGGGGAUCUCUAUCACUUAUCCUUAUUUGUCUGAUAUUACUUAUGGUGUCUGGAAUGUCCAUCUUCCUGUUGAUUAUCCAAGCAGCCAAAAAAACGACCAAGAAGAGGCCUUAUAGGAGCAACCAUCAGAAAGAAAGGAGCUUUCGAAUUCCUGUCCAGGAAGAACAAAUCGACUCCAAUUCCAGUCUCAUCAAAAACUGACUUGACGUUGCGUUACUGUUUCCUGCAUUUCUGAGCCGAUCAAUCGUAACAACUAACGUGACGCAACUUUCAGCGGCUAUCUGUGUGGAUGUAUGUAAUUGUUUAAUUGCACUUCCAGUCCUUUGGGACUCAUUGAGUCAUCCCUUUGGCAUUAGGACCCAUGGGAGUAACUGCUCUCAAAUCAUGACUCCUCCUAUUAGGCAGAUCCUGUGCACAGCAUCCCUGGUACUGGGCCUGAGUUGAUACAGUCCUCUGUGUGUUUCUAGCCGCUUGUCUUUGGGCUGCAGAAAGUGUUUACAAAGCUGUAAGAGCUAAUCAUUGAGCAAACUGACAUACAGGGAAAAUUAAAAGACCUGCUUUAUAAUUAGGUUUAUAUCUUGCCCUACAAUUUUGAGGUGCUGAGCAGGGUACGUCUUUUCUCUCAGUGGAGCCAUUUCCAGGGUUUCAGUUGAGCUCCCAAAGGAGCUCUCUUCCUUUUAGGUGGAGAAUCUCCAUGGAUGGACCUAGCCAGCUUCCUUUGUGCUUCCAUUUUUUUUCUUUUUUUUUUCCUUAGUCAAAAUAAGUGGCGCAUGUCAACUGUGCCUCCAGAGACGGUUGUCACAGCUGCUAAUUCUGGUGCUGGCUUUUAAGCAACAGUUAAGAGAUGGCUGUUCAGUGCCACUUCUUUCCUUUCUGCCUUUCUUUUGGGCAGACCCAUUGAGAAAAUGUCACGUUAACACUGAGCAGUAUCCCCACAGGCCAACAAAUGGAAUUAUUCACUGUCAUUGAGUAGCUCCAGAUCUCCAAGUGUUUGGAAAGCUGAGAUCUUCAUUGGUGUGGAAAGUAGAAUCUGUGUACUCACUGUCAGAAGGCAAAGGGAAUGGUAAUUUCUGAUCAGAACAUUAUUAGUGAAAACUGUAAUUGAGAGCAGGGGGAAAGUAGAGUACAACCUAUUUGCAUUAUAGACUUUAGUAGUUGCUGUAUAAAACUAAUGUUUUAUCUAUAAGUUUUGUGCAUACAAUAUGCUCUGUGCUGCUUCUUGGUGGAUGUUCUGUUGUGCUGAAUAUCCUGGUGUGUCUAUCCUCAGCAAGGCUGCUUCAGUCAAGCUUGAAGAGUAAAAUAGCUUAGUUUGAACCACUUCUGUGGGAGUUGAUUGCUUGCUUCAAAGUAAUGCCGUGGAUGGAGAAACCCACAAGCAAGUUUGUUUCCAGGUGGUCUGGAUUUGGGGAAAACCUUUUUAUGUCCUAAAUUUAGUAGCAUGUAUAUGGACACUUAGAGGUUUUUCUGCUGAUGAAUGAUAACUUUGUGGUGAUAACUCCCUAGAUGUUGUCUCUUGAUAAGAGGCAAGCUGAACUUUUAACACAGUGUUGACCAUAUGGGCCUUCGAGAGUUGUAUUUUUGCAAAGAUACGUGAAGAUCAUGAAACAGUGGAUACAUGCCUAAACUAUGCUCUGACUGUUCAUAUGGAUGCUCACUUCUGCAUACUGUCAGUGGAACCUGCCUCAGAACUGAAGGAAGUUUUCUUCACGUGGUCUGUUCACAGUUAAAAUACACCUGGUUGUUUGCCUGCAUGCUGUUUGAAAUUAAUUUUACUUCUGUAAUGUUUUUUUUCGCGAGUUAAUCGAUGUCUUUUAAAGAAUAUUGAAUUUGUUAUCUAAAAUUUCAAAGCCGAAUGUCUGAGAGACAAGUAAGUGUUAUUUUCAAUAACUUUUAAUGUAAUUUAAAUAUCUCGGUGUAAAAGUUUGAGAAGUGAAUUUGAAAGUUAUAUCAUUCAGAAAUGUUUUCACUUCAAAUACUCCUUAGUAGAUAACUCAUAUAUUUUAUAUACACGGUACCAAAGCAUAUGGCAAAAUAUGCAGCACGGAAAUGUAUUCAAGAAUACAACUGGUUGUCUAGAAACAUGUUUUAAACAUGUUUCAUUAUAUGUUAUACAUAUGGUGUACUUAGUGGCUUCCUAUUUUGAAGUGCAUAUACAAUGUAUAUAAAUAUCUGUAUUAUAUAUGAGGUUAUAGUACUGACUCUUUCAAAUAAAUUGUAGUAGUGGCUAGAUGUGCAUGUUUGAUGUGUAUGAUUGGGGAGUACAAAGAAGCCAAUGGUAUUACUCCAGCAUGGGAGCUUAAGAUGAGCAUUAACUUUUCAGAAGGUUCCUGUAUUGGAGCAUUUGACCCUUAAAAAAUUAUUUCAAUUGUCAGGGGUCCUCUGAAGAUUUCUAGUUCUUUCGUUAAAGUCAUGUGGGGGCCUUUUAGACUACUCUGUUCAUCCUGACCUGGCGUGACAUCUUGUCAUUUUACAAGCAUGGUGGAGGGUGCUCUAUUAAUUGCUAAUUAACCUUAUUUAUACUCAGCUGUUGCACCAUCGUAGCCACUGACUGCAAUGGGUGUAGCCUGAGCACAUGGACCCUGACCUUUCCUGAGACUGCCAAUGAGAGGAAUUCCCUAAUUGUGCUAAUUGUGACAAAGAAGAGGUGUGGGAGCUUGUUCUCUGCUGUCUGGGCUGAAGUGUAUCAAAAUUUUUGGAUAGCUUAGAUUUGGCCACAGUGACCUAGCUGCAAGAAUAGAGAUACCCGCUUUGAUCGAAGUGUAAUUCUCACAAAAAAGCAGGAUCACCAAAUGGGCAAAACUAUGGCUUAGCAGGCUUUAAAUUGACAUGUUGUCUUGGUGAACUGAGCGAGCGGUGCAGUAUUGUGCUUUGCGAAUUGUGCCUGGUAGCAGUUCCGACCUUAGCUGCUGGGAGGUUCGAGACGAUAAGGCUCAGCCCUUUCAAAAAAAGUUAUGAAUGUAGAGGUGUUUGAAAGCGUGCUGUGGUCUAGAUGCUGUCAUCUUGCUGUGAAUUGGGCGGUGGAGUACAAUGGAUGAAUCUGGGAAAUGGAUUCCAGAGAGCACGCGGCCAAUUCUCAGAAACAAUGCUUAUCAGGUUUGUAGCCUGCCCUUCCGAGGCAAUACUGCUCGUACCACGUUUCCACAUAACUGAGCACGGUGCAGAUAAGCGAUGAGCUAUCUGAGGCUGUGGGGUAAUGAUGGAUGGCAACGCAGCCCACAGGAACAAAUGAGGUGCUGAUGGAGGUGCUGCUGUGGCAGCAGAGAGAUGCUGUGGUGUGGGCUCACCAGCUGCUUCCACGAAUCUUUCUUGUUUCCUGCCCUCCGGCUGAGCUGCACAGGAAGAUGCUUGAGUGCUCUGUGUUGUUGUGCCCUCCUACAGCCUUCUGUUCAGGAGAUUUCCUGGAAAUCGGGGCCUGGGCUGUUCCCUCUGGUGGAAGAACAGAAUGGUGGUGGCCCUGGAAGCGCACAGCCAAGCGAGGGCAGCUGAGCAUGAGUUGAAUUUGCUUAUCAAUGUGGAAAAGUGGAGAGAAUCCAGCAGGCCUUGUGGCUUGUGUGCAUCAGCAAGUCUGUGCUGCGGGCUUUUAUGGCGAUGUGUGACUGUGAGCCUGUCCGUGCUGCUGUAGGACUUCUGUAUCCAACUCCUGUGCCGACGACCUAUAAUCCUUUCUGCAGUUAUACCACGGUAAUGUUUAAUGCUUAUGUUUAUGAUAUGAUUUUUUUGAGUAUUUGGGUGUUGGUAGACUGGUUUAAUAAACUGAUGUAGUUACUUUGCUCUAAAUAAAGGGAUAACGUUUA